AUGGUGCCUCCAGUUGAGAUUUCUCCAGCCAACCCACUGUUGACUGUGACUGGUAGGGAAGGUAUCCUUUUUAAGUAUGAUUUUACUACCUACAAUCUUCACAUUGUCACUGCUUAUUCUGAAUUCAUUCAGAAAGAAGAUAUGGAAGAUAUAAAGAUUCAUUAUCCCAGGGUUGGAGCCAAAGCAUCAGGUAGCGAGUACUGCCACGGCUGGCUGGACGCGCAGGGCGUCUGGCGCCUCGGCUUCCAGUGCCCCGAGCGCUUCGACGGCGGCGACGCCACCAUCUGCUGCGGCAGCUGCGCCUUGCGGUACUGCUGUUCCAGCGCCGAGGCGCGCCUGGACCAGGGCGGCUGUGACAACGACCGCCAGCAGGGCGCGGGCGAGCCGGGCCGCGCCGACAAGGACGUUCCGGAUGGCUCAGCAGUCCCCAUCUACGUACCCUUCCUCAUCGUGGGCUCCGUCUUUGUCGCCUUUAUCAUCUUGGGGUCCCUCGUAGCAGCCUGUUGCUGCAGAUGUCUCCGGCCCAAGCAAGAACCCCAACAGAGCCGAGCCCCAGGGGGCACCCGGCUAAUGGAAACCAUCCCCAUGAUCCCCAGUGCCAGCACCUCCCGGGGUUCAUCCUCUCGCCAGUCAAGCACAGCUGCCAGUUCCAGUUCCAGUGCCAACUCAGGGGCCCGGGCACCCCCAACCAGGUCACAAACCAACUGCUGCUUACCGGAGGGGACCAUGAACAACGUGUAUGUCAACAUGCCCACGAAUUUCUCCGUGCUGAACUGUCAGCAGGCCACGCAGAUUGUGCCGCACCAAGGGCAGUACCUGCACCCCCCUUACGUGGGGUACACCGUGCAACAUGAUGCUGUGCCCAUGACGCCCGUGCCACCCUUCCUGGAUGGCCUGCAGCCGGGCUUCAGGCAGGUGCAGCCUCCCUUUCCCCAUGCCAACAGUGAGCAGAAGAUGUACCCCGCGGUGACCGUAUAGCCCGGUCUGCCACCUCACAUGGAUUCAUUGCUUUAGAAGACCAAGGGAAACUGGAAGAGAUUCUUGAGGUGGAAUUCUGCGCAUGUUGGUGAUUUUUUUUUUUUAAAUGGCAUUCUUCUUUCGGAUGGCUUCAUUUGCCCCUAACUUAUAUAAAAGCAUCUCUGAAUUAGCCUUGCCAGACUUGUGGUGUCCUGGUGUGUCCCUGAUUCAUGAUGGAAAAGCCACCACUGUUAGUUAUACAUGGCAGAUGCCUGAGCCUCAAAGCGCCGCUGAGGUGUGGUCAUCAGAAGAAUUUUCUAGACUGAUAGAUGAAGGGAUUUUUAUUAUGUUAUUAAUAAUAUUAUUAUUUCAUUUUACAAGAACAGAUACCUGUUACUCCUUCUUACCUGGGUCAUUAAAAAAAAAGCUUCGAUGGUUGAAGGGAGAAUAUAAAGAAUACAAUUAUUAUAAAGAAAGAAACCAAUUUGAACUUUAUGAGAUUGUCAAUUUGUAAUUCCAAAGGCACAUCUUAAUUUUAAGAAGAUAUAUUUUAUCUAUGUUUGUGUUUUGUUGGGGUCUAUUUUGUGCUUUAAAAACAUUUUUUUUACCUUAUGUAGAGAUCUUAUUACGAAAAUGAUUUUCUAAAGAGACAACUGACAUAGUUCCUUAAUUAAUGAGACAUUUUAGAAUUCUGGUAUUUUAAUCUUGGAGUAGA
Molecule: messenger RNA, 1672 nt
Organism: Dipodomys ordii (Ord's kangaroo rat)
Lineage: Eukaryota; Metazoa; Chordata; Mammalia; Rodentia; Heteromyidae
Gene: Shisa2
Product: shisa family member 2
Exons: 6
Coding region: 1-978 (325 amino acids)
Biological process (GO): negative regulation of fibroblast growth factor receptor signaling pathway; negative regulation of Wnt signaling pathway
Cellular component (GO): endoplasmic reticulum
Source: RefSeq, a predicted model, not a curated record